AUGGCUGAUUUAACACAAAAGUUUCAUGGCCUUUUACAACAUCCGCUGGAGCCACUGUUUCUAUCUAAAAACAAUGGCACGCUGUUCUAUGACCUACCGGAGCGGUUCCUAACGUCCCGGUAUCGUCCGAUAGGGCAAAAUCUGGCCAAUCGUUUCGGACCGAACUCACCAUCUUCGACGCAAGGUAGCAACGAUACGGGCGUGCAGCCCACGGUGGUAACCAUACGCGAUCUGAAGGAACUCCCGGACCUAUCCUUCGCUUCGUGGGUUAAACGUCGUGAUCCGUUUUCGCUGUUCAAUUCCGAGCAUCGGAAAGCGGCAGGGAAGUUGAUGAAGCUCUUUCUAAACCAACCGGAUGCGGACACGUUGGUCGAUGUGGCAGCUUACGCUCGUGAUCGUCUAAAUGGGCCCAUGUUUCAGUACGCACUGUCGGUGGCAUUGUUGCAUCGUCCGGAUACGAAGAGCGUACCGGUACCGUCGAUGUUACAUCUCUUUCCCGAUCAGUUUAUCGAUCCAGCCACCAACCCCAGGAUGAUGGAGGAAGGAUCGAUUGUGCUGGAUGAGAACAGGAUGGCAAUUAACAUACCGACGAACUUUACCGCAAACGACGAUGAACCGGAACAGCGAAUGGCUUUCUUUCGCGAAGAUAUCGGGGUGAACCUUCACCACUGGCACUGGCAUUUGACUUACCCCGGGUCUGGACCACCGGAAGUCGUACGAAAGGAUCGUCGCGGGGAGCUGUUUUACUACAUGCACCAGCAGCUACUAGCCCGCUACCAAGUGGAUCGCUUCGCCCAGGGCCUUGGACGUAUAGAACCGUUGGCGAAUCUACGGGAACCGCUCCGUGAGGCUUACUAUCCGAAACUUUUGCGCUCGGCAAACAAUCGCCCAUUCUGUGCCCGGUAUCCGGGGAUGACCGUGAGCGAUGUGGUCCGAACCAGUGACCGAACGGACGUUAGAAUUGCCGAUAUUGAAGCGUCGAUUGCACGUGUGCUAGAGGCGAUCGAUGCCGGAUCCGCCGUUAAUACCGAUGGCACCCGAGUGCCGUUGGAUAACGCUAGAGGAAUCGACAUACUGGGCAACAUUAUCGAACGAUCGGCGCUUUCGAUCAACCGUAGCUUAUACGGUGAUCUGCACAAUUCGGGCCACACACUAUUGGCUUACGUCCACGAUCCACGUGGCACCUAUCUGGAGUCGUUCGGUGUGAUGGGAGGAGUAGCGACCGCGAUGCGCGAUCCGGUGUUUUACCGGUGGCACAAGCACGUCGAUAAUCUGUUUCUCCGGCACAAGAGUCGGCUCGCUCCGUACACUUCAGCCGAGCUCUCCAACAGCAGCGUUACGUUGGAUGCGCUAGAAACGCAACUGGAUCGCACCGAUGGCGCUACGAACAGUUUGGUGACGUUUCUUGAGCGAUCGCAGGCUGAUCUCGGUGCCGGGCUAGACUUCGGACCGGCCGGUACUGCUUUCGUUAGCUUCACCCAUUUGCAGUUUGCACCGUUCGUCUAUCGACUCCGCAUCAACACGUCUGCGCGUGGCAGACGAGACACGAUACGCAUCUUUUUGCUGCCACGCCAGGACGAACAGCGACGCCCAUUGUCGUUUGACGACCGACGCACACUGGCCAUCGAACUGGACAGCUUCCGUGUAAAUUUAAGCCCCGGUGUGAACACUAUCGUACGACGAUCGGGUAGCUCCAGCAUCACCAUCCCGUACGAGCGAACCUUUGGGAACGUUGUGCAGGCCAAUGCGGGCAACGUGCAAUCGCGAUUCUGUGGUUGCGGUUGGCCAGCACAUAUGCUGCUGCCGAAAGGGAAUGCGAACGGCGUUGAGUAUGAUUUGUUUGCGAUGGUCUCCCGGUUUGAGGACGAUAACGCUAGCGUGGAGUAUGACGAGAACGUUGGAUGUGACGAUUCUUAUUCGUUCUGUGGAUUGAGAGACCGCGUCUAUCCAAGCCGCCGUGCGAUGGGUUUUCCGUUCGACAGACGAGCAGCAAACAGCGUACGAUCGGUUGGCGAUUUCGUUGCACCGUACAGAAACAUGCGACUAGCUACGGUCACCUUACGGUUCAUGAACAGUGUUAUCGAUCGACACCAUCAUCCAGCGCCAGUAAAGAUGUCCAACAACAGGAACCUUCUAGCCCUGCUGCAGCGCCCAUUGGAGCCGACGUUCUACCCGAAGGACAACGGUAAAACCGUGGUCGAUCUGCCGGAGAACUUCCUUACCGAGCGUUACCGCCCGAUCGGUGCAUCGCUGCAGAGCCGCUUCGGUAACGAUGCCGAUACGCGCAUUCCGGUGCGCAACGUAACGCCACCGAGCAUUUCCUUUGCCGAGGUGGUACCGCGCCGGGGUGGCUUUUCGCUGUUCAACCCCAAGCACCGUCAGAUUGCGGGAGACCUCAUCAAUCUGUUCAUGACCCAGCCGGACGUGGAUACGCUGAUGAGCGCGGCGGCCUACUCGCGUGACCGUUUGAAUCCGAUCCUGUUCCAGUACGCGUUGUCGGUCGCUAUCCAGCAUCGGCCGGAUACGAAGGAUCUGAACAUUCCGUCCUUCCUGGAGUUGUUCCCCGAUUCGUUCGUUGAUCCGACCGUUUUCCCCAAGCUGCGCGAGGAGGGUUCCAUUGUGCAGGCGGAAAACAGAAUGACUAUCGAUAUUCCAUUGAAUUAUACGGCUUCGGAUCGGGAAGAUGAACAGCGCCUGGCGUACUUCCGCGAGGAUAUCGGCGUGAACCUUCACCACUGGCACUGGCAUCUGGUGUACCCGGGCGAAGGACCGAGCAAUGUUGUGAACAAGGAUCGUCGCGGAGAGCUGUUCUACUACAUGCAUCAGCAGCUGAUCGCUCGCUACAAUGUGGAACGUUUCUGCAAUCGUCUUGCUCGCGUACGCCCGCUGACCAACUUGCGCGAGCCUGUGCCGGAAGGAUACUUCCCCAAGAUCAUCCGUAGCUUGAACAACCGUGCUUUCCCACCACGUCCGCAGAACACGGUCCUGAGGGAUAUCAACCGUGUGGAUGAUAGCGUUGUCUUCACCGUGAGCGAUCUCGAACGCUCGGAGGCUCGUAUUGCGGAGAGCAUUGACGGUGGAUAUGUUGUUGCACCGGGUGGCAAUCGAAUUCCUCUGGAUGAGCGUACCGGUAUUGAUGUGCUGGGCAACAUCAUGGAACCGUCGGCCCUUUCCGUCAACAGCCAGUUCUACGGAAACUACCACGGCAACUUGCACAACAUCCUUGCGUACAGCCACGAUCCGGAUAACCGGUUCCUGGAGGGUUACGGUGUGAUUGGCGAGUUCCAGACGGCGAUGCGCGAUCCUACGUUCUACCGUCUGCACUCCCAGGUGGACAACAUGUUCCAUCGUUACAAGCGCACCCUUCAGCCGUACAACGUCAACCAGCUCAACUACGACGGUGUCCAGAUUCAGUCGCUGGGAGUUCAGCUGAACCGAGCCAACGCGCCGGCUAACGUGUUGCUGACGUACUGGCAGCGAUCGCAGGUCGAUCUGGCCACUGGUCUUGACUUCGGACCGGAAGGCAAUGUGUUUGCGUCCUUCACACAUCUGCAGCACGCACCGUUCACCUUCCGACUGACUGUGAACAACAACACUGGCGCCACCCGUCGCGGUACAUGCCGCAUCUUUAUCGGACCGAAGGUGGACGAACGUAACACUGCGCUGACCAUGGAUGAGCAGCGUCUGCUGAUGGUGGAGUUGGACAAGUUCACCGUGAACUUGAAUGCUGGUACGAACAACAUUGUGCGCCGCUCGGAACAGUCCAGCGUGACCAUCCCGUACGAGAGAACGUUCCGUCAGGUUGCGCUGUCCAACAUUAACGAACCGAGCACGGAAAUGUUCCGCUUCUGCAACUGUGGCUGGCCGCAUCAUCUGCUGAUCCCCAAGGGUUCACCGGAAGGCAUGCAGUUCGAUCUGUUCGCCAUGAUCUCGAACUAUGCCGACGAUACCGUCAACCAGGAGUUUGAUGAGAACGUUAACUGCAACGAUUCACACUCGUUCUGCGGACUGCGUGAUCAGCUGUACCCCGAUCGUCGUGCGAUGGGCUAUCCGUUCGAUCGCCGCAUGCCAACCACUGUUAGAAGUUUGCCCGAUUUCACCCGCGGCAACACCAACAUGGCUACGGCACAGGUGCAGGUACGCUUCACCAACACCGUCAUCGCCAGAACUUAA
Anopheles marshallii is the source of this 4173-nucleotide messenger RNA. Its product is annotated as phenoloxidase 8-like. The transcript is spliced from 11 exons. The record is from RefSeq and is a predicted model, not a curated record. Gene Ontology annotation, molecular function: oxidoreductase activity. Lineage: Eukaryota; Metazoa; Arthropoda; Insecta; Diptera; Culicidae. The coding region runs from base 1 to 4173 and encodes 1390 amino acids.